AUGCCAAGGCAACCUCAACUUCCACCUAGGUGCCCUAUCUCAAAGACAAAUUUCCCAAUUGUUGAUCCUAGCAAUCAGCCACGACUCCAGAAAACUGUAUCAGAAAGUUUUGUUUUUGAAGAACAUCCAGACUGGCUAGAUGAUCUGUUAGGUGAUUGUGAACCAGGUUUAAAACUUAAGUCUCAUCGUAGGGCAUCUAGUGAUUCUGGAACUGUUUUGGAUGGGCUUGUUGAGUUUGAAAAAGAUGAGAAAAAUGGAACUUCUUCUUCUUCUUCUUCUUUGGAGUCUGGUUGCAUAUAUGGCCCUAACUCACCUAGGAGCAAGGACAAAGUAUCAUCCAUUCAAGAAACUGCUAUUGUUUCUGCUUUAUCAGAGUAUGCCUCUCAUGCUCCUCUGCAACUUGAUUCAGUUCUACAACUACAAGAUUCAACUGAUGAACUUAAUAUGGAGGCUAAACCAUUUAAAAGGCACUCUGCUCAAAGGUCACGAGUUCGUAAACUCCUGUAUAUAGCAGAACUAGAAAGAACUGUUGAAAAAUUUCAGAAUAUCGUGUCAGAAUUGGGUAUUAGAGUUGAUUCUCUUGUAAAAGAACAUGUCUAUUUGUCAAUGGAGAACAAGCAACUAAAACACAAGUUGUCCAGAGUGCAACAAGAAAAAUUUAUCAUGGAACGUCAAUACCAGUCUAUGAGAAAUGAAAUCGAGGGGUUGAAACGUUAUGCUAAUGGCAACAAGAUAAAAACACAUUUUAGGUCAAAUUCUGCUGGUGAUUCUGAGAAAUUGCAUACUUGGCACAUGAUUGACAUGGGCAAGCUUCAAAUUAACUGAAACACUUUUUACUUCAUGUCACUUUUGAUGUUGAACAUUAGACUUCAAAUCUGUUCCAAGUUAAAAAGUUCCAAAACUUUUAUUCAAUGCAUACAAAUCCAACAAAAUAAAAAUACAAAUCAUACAUAAAAUAAAAACAAUCACCGAAACACACGAAGUGAGUGAUUUGUAGACGAGAAACCACCAUCAACAAACAAAUUGUCCCCGCUUAUAUACCUCGCGUCAUCACUCGCUAAAAACAACACCGCAUUCGCCACGUCAUCCCGCACCAACUCCACACCCUGCAAGUUGGCAUUCUUCCCGAUAAAAGCUUUGAACCCCGCCUUGGCAUCAUCCGUCCGUUCAUCCUCAUAAAGAUGUGCCAACGCGAGGUCCGUCAAAACACCAUACGGUGACACACAGUUCACACGAAUCCCAUGUUUCCCGAGCUCAGCCGCCACACCUUUUGUCAACCCCACAACCGCAUGUUUGGACGCGGUAUACGCAUGCGGGCCCAACCCUCCUAUAACACUUGCCACGCUAGCAAUGUUAACAAUUGAACCUUUUUUUAACGGGAUCAUGAUCCUGGCUGCAUGUUUCAUCCCGAUGAAUGUGCCUUUGGUGUUGACGUCGAAUAUUUGUUGGAAGGUCGAUAUGGGGAAUUCACGGAUGUCUGGGCAAGGUGGCCCACUUAUACCAGCGUUGUUGACCAUGAUAUCGAGUGUGCCGAAAUUGGAGACUGAGAAGUCGACUGCACGGGAGAGGUCGUCCUCAAUUGUCACGUCAGCGUGGAUGAAACGGGUGGUGGGACCGAGGGUCUCACAUAAGUGUUGGCCGAGGUUGUUGUUGAUGUCGACUACACAAACUUUUGCACCGUGUUUGUGGAAGAGACGUACGAUGCCCUCUCCGAUACCGGUUGCACCACCGGUUACCAAAGCCACCUUUCCUAAUAACCUUAAAACAACAAGAGGCGAAUCGCUACAACUAGCUGUUGUCAUUUGAAUCUCGCUG
Lactuca saligna is the source of this 1815-nucleotide messenger RNA. NCBI's taxonomy places the organism in Eukaryota, Viridiplantae, Streptophyta, Magnoliopsida, Asterales, Asteraceae. The record is from the annotation of a GenBank genome assembly.